AGAGAGAGAUACAAAUCCUAAAUCGCCAGGAUAUCGUCAUCAGGGCACGAGGGUGAGAGCAGCAAAGUCUGGAAUUCCUUGUCACCUACUGGUUGUGCAUUCGAUCGUCUGGGUGAAACAUGGACGGGGGAGGAGGGGGACAGACAGAGAGAGAGAAACGGAUCACGGAUCCCUCUGGAACUUUCAUUGCGCACACCUGGCCCCUAUUCCCACUGAUUGUAUUUGUAUAUAUAUGUGUCCUUUGUUCACCAUGGUCUUGUAGAUUAUUGUUAAAAUGUCCGUUGGUGCGUGUGAGUAGCGGAAGCAGCAGAGGAACCAGUUCACCAGCCUGCUAGUCAAUUAGCCAGCGCCAGCGGGAGAGAGACAGCCACCCAUCUGCGAAGGAGUUAAUCGCCUGGUGUUGUAAUGAAUUAAAUAAAAGAGUUUCCGCCGCAUGUGCCGGAGAGAGGGAGGGGAGGGGAGAAAGAGAGCGCCAGAGGGAGGGAGAGACUGACAAAGCGGUAUGAGGAUCCUCUGCACCUGACGGAGCGAAGGGACAGCCUGGUGUGACUGGAGAGGAGAGAGGACAGGAGAGGAGGACAGGUGCUCUGCAGCAACAGCCCAACUACUGGAGCUUUAAGGUCAGUGCUAGUCGUAGCCCGCGUCACUCCCAGUCCACCCAGUCUGGGCUAGCUGACCAGGCUGCUAAACUGUCCUUUGCCUCGGCUGAGUCUCUGGCUGAGACCAUGUCUGAGGCUGACAUCCCCCUGGGGUUCAGCCGAACCAACCGCUUCCGCCAGAGUCUGCCCCUGUCCCGCUCAGCCAGCCAGAACAAGCUGCGCUCCCCAGGCGUGCUGUUCCUGCAGUUUGGGGAUGAGACGCGGCGGGUGCACAUCACCCACGAGCUGAGCAGCCUGGACACGCUGCACGCCCUCAUCGUGCACAUGUUCCCCCAGAAGCUGACGGCGGGGAUGCUUAAGUCCUCCAACACGGCCAUCCUGAUCAAGGACGAGGCGCGCAACGUCUUCUACGAGCUGGAGGACAUCCGGGACAUCCAGGACCGCAGCAUCAUCAAGAUCUACCGCAAGGAGCCCAUCUACGCCUCCUACCCCGGCACACACCUGGUCAACGGGGACCUGAGGAGGGAUCUGGUGUACACGUCCCGAGAGUCCUCCCCCACCCGCCGCCUCAACACCCUGCCCUCGUCCUCCGCCUCACCCCCCUCCGGCUCCCCAGCCCGCUCCCGUCUGUCCUACAGCGGGGGUCGGCCUCCUUCCUUCGCCGGGCCGGGCAGUCACCCCCAGCUUCAACAACACUCCCAGCACCAGCAGCACCCCCAGCAGCACCAGCCCCAGCACUCCCACCACCCUGGAGCCGGCUCCCACCACGGGGGCCCCAACGCCGGCCUGUCCUCUUCCCCUAGCGCCAUCCUGGAGCGCCGCGACGUCAAGCCCGACGAGGAGGUUUCUGGGAAGAACAUGAUGCUGGUAAAGGAGGGGCUGUACGCCGACCCCUACAGCCUGGUACACGAGGGCCGCCUCAGCAUCGCCUCCACACAGUCGCUGGCCGCCAUCGGAGACCCCUUCGGCUUCCCCGUGUCCGGUGGGCUGUACCGCCGCGGCUCUGUGCGCUCCCUCAGCACCUACUCUGCUGCCGCCCUGCAGGGGGAGCUGGAGGACGCCCUGUACAAGCCUGGAGGUCCCCUCUACUCCGACUCCUACUCCUCAGCCACACUGGGCAUGGGCUUCCGCAUGCCCCCCUCCUCCCCGCAGAAGAUCCCUGAUAUGCAGCUGAGGGACAGGGGGGACUCGUACUCUAGCUCCCCCAGCCGAGCCUCCCCGGUCAGGCAGACCUUCCACAAGGACUCAGCCUCCUCUUCCGUGUUUGUGGAGAGCCCCAAGUCCAGGCCCAGUUCCAGCUCUGACCCUCUGGCCCUGCAGGCCGGGCCGGGAGGAGACGGGAGCAGGUUUGCGCCCGGAUACAGCUCCCCACUCCCUGGAGAGACUUCUGAGUCCAGGGACCGUGCGGACCGUCUGGAUCGUAUGGAGGCCAUGGAGAAACAGAUAGCCAGUCUGACAGGCCUGGUUCAGAGUGUACUGACCAAAGCCCCCGACAGUGACAGCACAUGCGGCCUACUGCGUCUCUGCAUGAUGGCGGGCUGCCCUCCGGACCAGGGCUCGGAGUUCUCACGGCCCUUCCCUUUCUCUUCCAGCGAGAAGACCGAAUCCAACAGCGACGGCUCCGCCACUGGAGCUCUGACGCCGUCGGCCCCGCUGGCUCUGAUGCCCCCCCCUCCCUCCGGAGACAGCCAGGUCACCACCGUUACCCGGCUGCAGAUGCAGCUUCACCUCCACGACCUGCAGCAGAACGCCACCGACCUGCGCAAACAACUUUCCCAGCUCCGCAAGAUGCAGCUCCAGAACCAGGAUAGUGUGAAGACGCUGCUGAAAAGAACGGAGAAGGAGCUGAACGUGCGUGUGAGUGACGCUCUGAGGAAGCAGGAGGACCCUCUGCAGCGACAGCGCCUCCUGGUGGAAGAGGAGAGACUCAAGUAUCUCAACGAGGAGGAGUUUAUCAUCCAGCAGCUCCAUGACCUGGAGAAGUCAGUGGAGGAGAUCCAGAAAGGUUCUUCUGUCAAUCACAAACUGGUGACGGUCCAGGAGCUGGAGGAGAAGGCCUCGCUUCUGAGGAAACUAGGAGAGACACUCACAGAGCUCAAGAACCAGUUCCCCAGUCUGCAGAGUAAGAUGCGGGUGGUGUUGAGGGUGGAGGUGGAAGCCGUCAAGUUCCUGAAGGAGGAACCACACAGACUGGACGCCCUGCUGAAACGCUCCAAGAGCAUCACUGACACACUGACCACUAUGCGCAGGCAAGUGAAUGAGGGCGUCUGGAAGAAGCAGGAGGACUUCCCCAAGCACAGCAGUGAGGACUUCCGUAAGAGUUCUGACUUUGACAUGCCCACCAGCCCACCUCUCAACCUCAGUGACCUGAGGGGCGGCAGUAGCCUGUCUAACUGGAGCCCCCACUCCAGCCACAGCCAUAGUCACAGUCACGGUCAUGGACACAGCCACUCCUCCUCUGGCCCUCACAGGGACAAUCAUCCCCCUGUGCCUCACAAGGGCCGGGCCCUGGAAGAGCUGGCCAACCGCGCUGCCGCUGAUAAGGCUGUGUCUGUGGAGGUUCGACUGGCAGCAGAGCGGGACUGGGAGGAGAAGCGGGCCAGUCUGACCCAGUACAGUGCUCAAGACAUCAACCGUCUGCUGGAGGAGACCCAGGCUGAGCUGAUGAAGGCCAUCCCAGACCUGGACUUUGCCGCCAAGCAGAUCAACAAGCCCUCCUCCAACACACCCUCACAGUCUCAGACCCCCCAGAGUGGGGGAGGGACCCCAGAGCACCGCCCUACCAAGCCCCAGCACGCCACACACAAGCUCUCGGGGAAGGAGCCUGGCUCCAGACGGGGUUCUGAUGCAGAGCAGCUGACAGUGACUCGCUAUCGUACAGAGAAGCCCUCGAAGUCGCCCCCUCCCCCGCCACCUCGACGCAGCUUCCCAUCAUCCCCGGCUGGCCUGAUCACCCGCAGCGGAGAGACCCUUAUCCCUGGCAAGAGCAUGAAGUCGGAGGCGGAGGAGGCAGAAGCACAGAAGCCCCAUGUGAAGCUGCGACGGACAGUGUCUGAAAACCCGCGUCCUGCGUCCACCCCUCCCACCAUCGCCUCUGGAGACAAGGAGGAGGGAGAGGAGGACAAGAUCGCUGCUGAACUGGAGCUGUUUCAGAGAGCCCCCCUCAGGCUCAGCCACCCCCCUCCCCUGUCCCUGCCCAGUGCCCCCCGCAGCAGGACCAGCGUGCCCCCCUCCAGCCUCGACUUAUGGCCCCGAGGUGCCCCGGGCACCAAGGCACAGAGCAUGGCCCUUCCUGGUCCGUCCUUCUCUCCUGUCCCACGGAUUGUGCUCACAGAGUGCGUGUCAGUUUCACCCUCUCCCUCAGAAGGCUUUGUCAGAGACUUGACACAGGACCAUCAGAUGUCCCCAACAGUGGACCAGUCCCAGAGCCAGACUGCUCCUCCCCAGACAGUCCCCAAGAUCCAGGAGGUCUCUAAGGGGAAUGAUCCCGUCAGCCAGCCCCAGAGGAAGCCCUCUCGGCGGGGGGAGCAGAAAAUCCUGGAGCCCUUUGAGAAGGAGGAAGAGAGGGAGGAGAGAGAAGAGCUGUCCUUGGUGCUGACUGAGCUGGGGGUGAUGGUGAUGUCACCCUCGGAGGCCCAGAUGCUCAGCAGGACUUGGGGAGAGGCUCUACAGACACUCACCAUCCCACCUCAGUCUUCAGAGGGAAGCACUGAAACCCGUCUGUGUGGGGCUCCACUACUGGUACUCUUCAGGGAGACUGUGACGGUCAGAGAGGCCUACAGGAAGCUGCAGUUACUGCUGGGCAGGGAGGAGGACACAGGGUCAUCCAAGGUGGUCCCCAAGCCCAUAGCAGGAUCUUCUCACAGCUGCCUGAGCAGCAGCCCCAGUACCCUGGGUUCCAGGAUAACUCUCUCCCCUGAGCUGCUGGACUCUCUGAGAGAGGCUCUGAGGAGAGGGGUGGAGACAGGGGCCAGGAACCUGACACUCCCUCACAGCACUGGAACAAAGAGCAUUCUAGCCACCCUUCCGGAGCCCAGUCAGGACUCUGCAGAAGCAGCAGUGAAACCCAAUGGUUCUGCAGGGUGUGAGGAGAGCCAGGCCUGGGAAGAACAGGGACUGGACCCCUGGAAGCAAGGAGAGGACAUUAGGAGCAGCACCUACAGGAGGCUGGACAGCCUGGAUGAAACCAUCCGCGAGCUGGAGAACACCCUGCUGGAGCUCAGUGGCCACCCCCCCACACCCCCCACUGACACUGCCUUGUCAGAGGCUCCAGACACAGCGCAGACGCCUGGCACCAGCACCCCAGAGACCAAGAAGCCCCCAGUCCCACCCAAGCCCAAAACCUCCUACACUCCUGCCACGAUGACCAAGGGAGGCAACAGCUCUUCAGCUGUGGGUAAAAUCCACUCCUCGGCUGCCUCCAGACUGAAGCACCUGCAGCAGAGCAGCACAGAGAAGACCAAAACUGGCAAGAGGGAAGACUUCCUCAAGGGCCAGCAGCAGUGAGUGAGGGACCAGCCUGUGCCCCGUGCCUGUCCUCUCCAGACUCCUCCUCAGCACCAACCACCUGACUACAGAGCUGCAUCUGACCCCCCCCCCAUCCCCUGCUACUCCUAGUCCACGCCCUUUAGCCCCCCUCCCCUCUGUUGGCUUAACAUGGGUAUUAGCAGUCUCUGACUCCUGUACCCUCUCAUGUCCUACAUUGACCCCACAAUGCACAAGAUAUCUACCACUCUCCCCUUGGUGUGUUGGUGUGUGUUCUGUAUGUUUGUGUGUGUGUUCUGUAUGUCUGUGUGUGUGUUCUGUAUGUCUGUGUGUGGGCAUCUCUGUGUGAAUGGAAGGGUGCUGUCGGGGACCACUACCAACUAUAUGACUGUACUCUCUUUUUUCAUUUUCUCUUUUCCCCCCUGAAACCUUUACAAUUUUCCCCAAUUCUCCAUGUUCAUCCUCCUGUUCCUCCUCUUCCUGGUCUGUCCCUGGGUCUGACCCGUAGG
Molecule: messenger RNA, 5593 nt
Organism: Salmo salar (Atlantic salmon)
Lineage: Eukaryota; Metazoa; Chordata; Actinopteri; Salmoniformes; Salmonidae
Source: RefSeq, a predicted model, not a curated record